Messenger RNA from Grus americana (Whooping crane), 888 nucleotides. It is a transcript of the gene HDHD3, whose product is annotated as haloacid dehalogenase like hydrolase domain containing 3. The transcript has a single exon. The coding region runs from base 1 to 717 and encodes 238 amino acids. The record is from RefSeq and is a predicted model, not a curated record. NCBI's taxonomy places the organism in Eukaryota, Metazoa, Chordata, Aves, Gruiformes, Gruidae.
AUGCUUAGGCUCCGCUUACUAACGUGGGACGUGAAGGACACGCUGCUGCGGCUGCGGCAGCCGGUGGGGGAGAGCUACGCGGCCGAGGCCCGGGCUCACGGGGUCCGGGUGCAGCCGGAGGCUCUCGGUCAGUCUUUCCGGGAGGCGUACGGAGCCCAGAGCCGGCGCUUCCCCAACUACGGCCAGGGCCGGGGGCUGAGCUCCCGGCAGUGGUGGCUCCACGUCGUGGAACAGACCUUCAGGCUCUCGGGCGUGCAUGAAGACAGAGUCCUAACGCUGAUGGCGGAAAACCUCUACCGUGACUUCUGCAACGCCUGUAACUGGGAGGUGCUGCCGGGAGCCGUAGAGACCCUGAGCCGGUGCCGCCAGCGCGGCUUCCGCAUGGGGGUGGUCUCCAACUUCGAUAACCGGCUGGAAAACAUCCUCUGCCAGUGCAACCUGCGGCACCACUUUGAAUUCGUCCUCACCUCCGAGGAUGCAGGCUUCGCCAAGCCAGACAGGAGGAUCUUUGAGAAAGCCCUGUGCCUCAGCGGGGUCCCCCCGGAGCAGGCGGCUCACGUCGGGGACGACUACACCCGGGAUUACAGGGCGGCCCGUGCCGUGGGAAUGCACAGCUUCCUGCUCCGGGCAGUGGGGCAGGACAAGGAGCCAGAGGUGCCCCCCAAGCACGUCCUGCCCACGCUCAACCACCUCCUGGCUCUUAUUGAGAGGGGGUAGCUGCGUUUCAGAGGAGGACCCGCACCACUGCAGAGUGGUGAACUGGUCCUGGCAUGGGAUUUCUUGCUGCCCGUUGGGCAGGGACAAGAAGCGAGCACUUCUGAGUGCAGGGAGCAGCGCUGCCCGCAGAGCAGGGGGGGUGUUCAUGCAAUAAAACGUAUCUGAGGCUCA